Phragmites australis (common reed) is the source of this 6315-nucleotide messenger RNA. RefSeq names its product mediator of RNA polymerase II transcription subunit 14-like. The transcript has 8 exons. Gene Ontology annotation, molecular function: transcription coregulator activity. Lineage: Eukaryota; Viridiplantae; Streptophyta; Magnoliopsida; Poales; Poaceae. Gene Ontology annotation, cellular component: mediator complex; core mediator complex. The coding region runs from base 405 to 5642 and encodes 1745 amino acids. Gene Ontology annotation, biological process: regulation of transcription by RNA polymerase II. The record is from RefSeq and is a predicted model, not a curated record.
CCGUCUCCGCGUGGGCUCGUCGACUAGGGCGCAGUCGCAUACCCCCGUCCGGUCCCGACCGACCGACCGACCGAGAGAGGAGGCCUCAGCCCCGCCCCUUCGCCGCCGCCGAUUCGCCGCCGGCGAUCUCCCUCCUCCCCCUCCACCGGAUCCCCUUCUCGCGCUCCCACGCCGCCGGCCUCGGCCGCCUCCCGGAACCCCUUGCCUCCGUUGAUUGGUUUCAUUUUUCAAUUCCACUCCCAUUUCCACCCCUAUUCGUGGCGUGGGGAACCCGCGCGAGUCCGCCCUAUCCUUGCAUGCGCUCGUUGGCGGGAGGGGUUAGGGUUCCUUCGCGGACGCUCGCGGGGUUCCAGUAGGGGAGGAACAGAAAGGUGAAGGUGAAACCCUAGCUGCGGCGGGCGGGGAUGGCGGGGGAACUGGGGCAGCAGACGGUGGAGCUGGGCGCUGUGGUGCGGCGGACGGCGGAGGAGUCAUACCUCGCGCUGCGGGAGCUCGUGGAGAAGUCGCAAGGGGAGGCCGAGGGGAAGGGCGCCGGCGGCGCCAAUGGCGGGCGGCAGCGGUCCGACUCCGAGAAGAAGAUCGACCUGCUCAAGUUCAUUGCCCGGACGCGCCAGCGCAUGCUCCGCCUCCACGUCCUCGCCAAGUGGUGCCAGCAGGUUCCUUUGGUCCAUUACUGUCAACAGCUUGGAUCAACUCUCUCCAGCCAUGAAACAUGCUUCACCCAAACAGCUGACUCGCUGUUCUUUAUGCAUGAGGGGUUGCAGCAAGCUAGAGCUCCUAUGUUUGAUGUUCCAUCUGCUAUUGAAGUCAUGCUUACAGGGGGUUAUCAGAGGCUGCCAAGAUGCAUGGAAGACAUAGGAAGUCAAAACAAACUUUCCCCAGAUGAGGAAAAAUGUGCUCUGCGGAAGUUAGACGCUAGUGUGCGGUAUAAAGUACUUGUGACACCAAGACCUAAAGAAGUAUCUAAUGUUUCAGUAACUGAUGGAAUAGCUGAUUUUCGUGUGGAUGGAGAGUUUAAAGUUCUUCUUACUUUAGGUUACCGUGGUAAUGUAGACCUAUGGAGGAUAUUGCAUAUGGAGUUACUUGUUGGUGAGAAGAAAGGCCCAAUAAAGCUGGAAGAAAGUAGGAGAUUUUCUCUUGGUGAUGAUAUAGAAAGAAGAAUGGCAGCUUCUGAGAAACCCUUCACAGUGCUAUAUACCAUACUUCAUGAAUUCUGCAUCUCGCUUGCAAUGGACACAAUUAUUGGGCAGGCUAAUGUUCUUCGACAAGGGAGGUGGAAAGAUGCAAUAAAAUCUGAACUUAUCUCCGACAGCACCACUGGACAAACUGGGAAUGCCGCUCUAAUGCAGCUAGGUCAAGAUGGGGAAUUCGAUUUAAGUGGUUUUAAGAUACCUGGCCUAAAACUGAAUUAUUGGUUAGAUGAGAAAAGCAGUAGCUCUGCAGAAUCUGAUUCAUCUCCAUUCAUCAAAAUUGAGGCAGGGCAAGACAUGCAGAUAAAGUGUCAGCAUAGUUCAUUUGUACUCGAUCCUUUUACAGAUAAAGAAGCCAAUCUUUCUCUUGAUCUCAGUUGCAUUGAUGUUGAACAACUCAUUUUGAGGGCAAUUGCUUGCAAUAGGCACACACGUCUUCUUGAUAUUCAGAGACAACUGUGCAAAAAUGUUCAAAUUUCCCAGUCCCCAAAGGAUGUUGUCCUGAAACGAGAUGCCAAUGUAGUGAAAGACCCACAGAAGAAAGCAGAGAAGAAAGGCUUUUCAGAUUGUUGUGGAAACGAAGUGCUUCAAGUAAGGGCAUAUGGUCAAGCAUAUAUUAGCCUUGGAAUAAAUAUCAGGACCGGCCGCUUCCUCCUCCAAGCACCGGAAAAUAUAUUACCUCAUUCUGCGCUGCUAGAUUGUGAGGAAGCUCUAAACAAAGGGAGUACUGCAGCUACAGACAUUUUUGCAAGCUUGAGGACCAGGAGCAUCCUUCACCUACUUGCAGCAACUGGAAGUUUUUUUGGCCUUAAGGUUUACCAGCAGUCUCAGGAUACUCUGAAGAUUCCAAAGACCAUAUUACAUGGUUCAGAUUUCAUGGUCAUGGGAUUUCCACAUUGUGCAAACACCUAUUAUCUGUUGAUGCAACUUGAUAAGGACUUCAGGCCUAUUUUCCAUUUGCUUGAGACUCAGUGUAAUGCUAGUGAUAAGGCUAAUGCAAAUGCAGAUGCUAAAGAAGCUAUGAGGUUUAACAAGAUUGAUGUCGGGCAGAUGCAAAUACUUAAUAAUGAAUCCAGAACCAAUCCUUUUGAUGUUAAUCUGCAGGCUCUACAAGGUAUAGUGAACUGUGUUGACAUCAUGGAGAAUGGACUUACCAUCCAGAAUGGAAUUGAGCCUCUUCCUCUACUGCCUGCUUGUUCACCAUCUUUUUCGUCUAUUGUUGAUGAGGUUUUCGAAUAUGAACAUGCUUCUAUUGCUACACCAAAUCAUUCUGUGCCACCGUCUAGUUUGCCAUCCACUUCUCAUUGGGGUUCUCUUUCGGUUGGUUUUCAAGGAGUAAAUGCUAGAGCUGUCUCACCAAUGCAUGAUGGAGGCUUAUCUCACAUCCAAGCUAAUACUACUUCGAAAGUUUCUUCUGGAGUUAGUUUGAACAGUCAUUUCCCAAGUAAUUUGAGACAUUUACAGAGCACAAACACCUUUUCUUCCUCAAGCCCUGUAAGGAAUUCAUCUGCAACCAAGUUGUCAGGUUCUAAUUCUAAUCAUGACCUGAGCUCACUGAGCUCUCCUAGCGACCAUGGUAUUGCAGAUGGAAGUAAACUUCAGCUUGUGCCUUCGUCAACUACUGCAGGAGGAUCAGGGAAGCUCACUACCGCAGGUUCUGAUGGUGCACCUAGAAAACGUUCUCUUUCAGAUUUCUUACCAAGUCUCCCUUCAUUACAAGGACUGGAAUCUAGUGAGCCAAAUAAGCGAAGAAAAAUAUCAGAAGCAAUGCAUAAUCCUCUUCACUUGCAGGCAUACUCAUCUAAUUUGCAAUCAAGAGCCAGCCUCUCGAAUGGAAAUGUUCUUGUGGAAAGAAAUAGUUAUGUUCCUGCCACUAUAUAUGCUUCUGUGCUACUGCAUGUCAUUAGACACUGUUCUCUGUGCAUUAAACAUGCUCAACUAACUGCUCAGAUGGAUUCUCUUGUGAUUCCAUAUGUUGAAGAAGUUGGUCUGCGGACACCAUCCUCUAAUCUUUGGUUAAGGCUACCUUUUGCUCAAGAUGAUUCUUGGAAACAUAUAUGCUUGCGCCUUGGUAAGGCUGGAAGCAUGUCUUGGGAUGUUACCAUAAACGAUCCACAUUUCAGGGAGCUUUGGGAGCUCAAUGGAGGAAGCACCACAACACAAUGGGGUGUUGGUGUUCGCAUUGCAAACACCUCAGAAAUGGAUUCACAUAUCUUCUUUGAUGCCGAUGGUGUUGUUUUAACUUACAGCACUGUUGAGGUAGAUAGUGUUCAGAGGCUUGUGUCAGAUUUACGACGGCUUUCUAAUGCUCGUUCGUUUUCUCGUGGAAUGAGAAGAUUGAUUGGCGUGAGAUUUGAUGCCAAGCUAGAUGACAAUCAGGCAUCCAUGGAGAUGAAGUCACAAUCUGUUAAUAAAAGUAACAGUGACGGUGCUGACAAGCUAUCUGAACAGAUGAGAAAAACAUUCAGGAUUGAAGCUGUUGGUCUAAUGAGCUUGUGGUUCAGUUAUGGCACCAUGCCUAUGGUACACAUUGUUGUUGAAUGGGAGACUGCUAAGGGAGGUUGCACGAUGCAUGUUUCUCCCGAUCAGCUUUGGCCACACACAAAGUUUUUGGAGGAUUUUGUGAAUGGUGGAGAGGUAGCAUCCUUCUUGGAUUGCAUUCGGCUCACAGCAGGACCUUUACUUGCCCUUGGGGGUGCAAUUCGUCCUGCAAGAAUGCCUGUAACUGUUUCUUCUGGAUACAGUUCCAUGCCAAAACAGGCAAACAUCCCCACACAGGGGCCAUUAGCAAAUGGUUCAUCUUCAUCAAGCAUGCAUCAUGCACCUGGCCCCUCAAAUCCAGUAGCAGCCCAUUUGGGCGGUCAUAAUCUUCACACUGCUGCUAUGCUUUCCGCUGCUGGACGGGGUGGACCUGGACUUGUUCCAAGUUCAUUACUGCCUUUUGAUGUUUCUGUCGUGCUUCGUGGGCCAUACUGGAUACGCAUUAUAUAUCGCAAGAAAUUUUCUGUUGACAUGCGCUGCUUCGCUGGAGAUCAAGUUUGGCUACAGCCAGCUACCCCUCCUAAAGGUGGACCUUCAGUUGGUGGAUCAUUGCCAUGCCCACAAUUUCGACCUUUCAUAAUGGAACAUGUUGCUCAGGGUCUAAAUGCUCUUGAGCCCAACUUCAUGAAUUCUACACAGGCUAGUGCACACUUAAAUAGCAAUGCUGGAGCUCCGCAAUCUGGUCCUAGUGCAAAUCGUUUAAGUGCUACCCCUGGUGUUGCUAUGUCCAGGCCGACUUCUGGUGUUGCUAAUCAUGUAGCAGCCAGUUUGAGUCGAGCAGGAAAUGCCAUGUUGGCUUCGUCAGCUCUUGCUUCAGGGAUUGCUGGAACUCCUGUGCGACUUACUCCUGGAACUGGCCUUCCUGUUCAUAUGAAAGGAGAACUGAACACAGCUUUUAUUGGGCUUGGGGAUGAUGGUGGAUACGGUGGUGGCUGGGUUCCUUUGGCAGCUCUGAAAAAGGUGUUAAGAGGGAUCCUUAAGUACCUUGGAGUUCUAUGGUUGUUUGCGCAAUUGCCUGAUCUUUUGAAAGAGAUACUGGGAUCAAUUUUGAAGGACAAUGAGGGGGCUCUUUUGAAUUUGGAUCAAGAGCAACCUGCACUCCGGUUCUAUGUUGGAGGUUAUGUGUUUGCAGUCAGUGUUCAUCGGGUUCAAUUGCUGCUACAAGUUUUGAGUGUUAAAAGAUUUCACCACCAGCAACAGCAACAGCAAGCUCAGAGCAAUGCUCAGGAAGAGCUAGCAACGGCUGAAAUCAAUGAAAUAUGUGAUUAUUUUAGCAGGCGUGUUGCCUCUGAACCAUAUGAUGCUUCCAGAGUUGCUUCUUUUAUCACUUUGCUUACAUUACCGAUUUCAGUACUUCGUGAAUUUUUGAAGUUGAUUGCAUGGAAGAAAGGUUUUACCCAAGCUCAUGGGGACAUUGCUACUGCUCAGAGGGCUCGGAUUGAGCUUUGUUUGGAAAAUCACUCAGGAUCAGUUUCAACUGAUAACACAGAAAGCACUUUAGCUAAGAGUAAUAUUCAUCAUGACAGGGCCCACAGUUCAGUAGAGUUUGCCCUGACAUUUGUACUUGACCAUGCUCUCAUUCCUCACAUGAAUGUAGCUGGUGGAGCUGCCUGGCUUCCAUAUUGUGUCUCUGUGAGACUAAGGUAUUCUUUUGGAGACAACAAUCAUAUAGCAUAUCUUGCAAUGGAUGGGAGCCAUGGUGGGAGAGCCUGCUGGUUGCAAUUUGAGGAAUGGGAAAGAUGCAAGCAGAAGGUUGCUAGAGCUGUGGAGACUGUGAAUGGGUCUGCUGUGACUGGAGAAGCAGGCCAAGGAAGGCUGCGAAUGGUUGCUGAGAUGAUCCAAAAGCAACUCCAACACUGUUUACAGCAGCUAAGAGAUGGUCCACUUUCUGCUGGCUCAACUGCAUCAUGAGCUGUGACUUAUUGGAAACUUGUAGCCAAGCCAGGCUCGAGAGUUUUGUUGUUACUAGGCCAUUUCCGAUGAGCUGGCUGUUGUAUUCAGCAUGGCGGUUGGCUUUGUUACCAGUUGUAAAGAAGUUAUCACAGUUUUUUUUGAGGGAAGAAGUUAUCACAGUUGGUAGCAGGGAUAGCUUCUGAACCUAAGGCUUGUAGAUUCACAUGACAAUUUUGUACAGUAAAAGGGGAUGGUAGACUCUUAUGGAUCUUAGUCCAUUUCAGCAUGUAGUGUGUAACAUAGCUAGUGUGGGUAAAUAACAAAUCGAGAUGCAGUCUCAAACCGGGAUGAUAAAUCUUUGGUAAUUUGUCGUCUGUAUCACCUCAUUUCUUGUAGUAGUCUUUUUUUUCUUUCUAUGAUGGAUAGUUCAUUAGGAGCUUUGUUUUUCUUCCAUGUGUAGGAGCUUGGUGUUUGGUGUUAUAAUUUAGAUAAGGGUGGAUCUGGUACGAGGGGCAUGAUGUACAAGAUAAAUUGGCAUUGGUAAUGGACUGACACAUUCUGUUUGUAUAAGUAGGACAUCCCUAGUUGUGUUUAGAAUUCCUAGGAGAAAAGAAAAGGUGGUGUUUAGAAUUGACUCAGACAGUAAGGGUUGUUGCUUGGAGAUUUGAUCGAUGUUUCUUUUAUGUAUUAA